This is a messenger RNA of Erinaceus europaeus (western European hedgehog), 792 nucleotides long. It is a transcript of the gene EFCAB9, whose product is annotated as EF-hand calcium binding domain 9. The transcript is spliced from 4 exons. Bases 15 to 662 code for a protein of 215 amino acids. Gene Ontology annotation, cellular component: sperm principal piece; cytoplasm. The record is from RefSeq and is a predicted model, not a curated record. Gene Ontology annotation, molecular function: calcium ion sensor activity. Gene Ontology annotation, biological process: flagellated sperm motility; sperm capacitation. Lineage: Eukaryota; Metazoa; Chordata; Mammalia; Eulipotyphla; Erinaceidae.
UCCCGAGCGCCGCUAUGAAGCUGAGGAAGGGCUCCUUCCUGUGGUACCUGUACCUGGACAAGCUGUACUGCCUGCUGUCACUGCGCAAUGUCAAGGCACUGGCGGACUACUUCGACCUCCUGGACGUGCACCGCACCAACACCCUCAAUGACGUGCUCUUCUAUCACUUCAUGGAUCACGUGACCAACCUGAGCCAGAGACACAUCAUGGUCAUCUUCCACAUGCUGGACUGGAGCGCCAAGGGAGAGGUCUCCUUCGACCAGUUCUACAUGGUGGUGUGCAUCCUGCUGGCGCAGCAAAACCACCUGGAGGAGCAGUUCAUCUUUCGCCACUCCCGGCCCGUGUUUGAGCUGCUUGAUGUGGACGGCGAGAAAAAGCUGAGCGUCCACCACUUCUACAACUACAACUUCCUCUUCAACAUCAAGAAGCCCCAGCUCAGGGAGCUCUUCCAUCACUUUGACAUCACAGGCGACCACCGUCUGAAUUACAAGGAAUUUAAGCUGUUCACUAUCUUCUACGUGGACAAAUACCAGAAGAAGCAGAAAGAAAAGGAGGAAGAGAGACACGAAGGCCUGAUCAGAACCAAGAUAGCGCUCCUGGAGUGGGGUUCUGGGUCGCGCAGGACCAGACAUAGGCAGGGGCAAGGAGAAGCGCACAAGUAAGACCCUGCGGGGCCCCCACUCCUGCCUGCCACCCGACUGCACUGAGGCCACAGCCUGGGGCGCCUGCUUGCUUUUAUGUACCUGUCCACUCUGUUACUGCCUUUCCAGUUAACCUUGACUUUCCAAAGAU